This is a messenger RNA of Ahaetulla prasina, 3477 nucleotides long. It is a transcript of the gene GOLIM4, whose product is annotated as golgi integral membrane protein 4. The transcript is spliced from 16 exons. Gene Ontology annotation, cellular component: Golgi membrane; Golgi apparatus. Lineage: Eukaryota; Metazoa; Chordata; Lepidosauria; Squamata; Colubridae. The record is from RefSeq and is a predicted model, not a curated record. Bases 731 to 2851 code for a protein of 706 amino acids.
AGGGAGAGGGGUGGGUGGAAGCAAAAAAAAAAAAAAAAAGCAGCCCGGCAGCGGAGGUGACACGUAAGUGCGGGGUUUGAAUGGUGUCAAAAAAAAUAAAAAGCGAAGGCGGAGAAACGGAGAAGAAAAGCUUCCUCUUUGGGGCAGUUUGGCAACAACAACACACACACACACACACAUACAAAAGUAACUUUAACGGGGAAAGGCGCUAUUUCGAGAGUCCGGUUGCCUUGGUGGAAGAGACUCUCGCCUUCCUCCCUGCCAAAGAGAGAGGGGCGCUGGGCAGAAGAGCCCCCUCCGGUGCCGGGCUGAUGCUUCACCUUGAGAUCCGGCAGAGGAAUUGACGGAAGCGAGGACGAGCCUGCCUGCAGAUGUCCCGUUUCUUCUGAACUUGCCUCUCGCUGGGGACGAUGCCUUCCUUUCGGAUGCCCGGUGGAACCGGCCUCUUGUGAACCGACCCUCCCUCCCUCCCCUUCCCUUCCGUUGCAGGCAACGCCUGAUCUCGGUCCCCUGGGAACCUGCAGCUCUUGCAAAGCUGGCUUGCUAUGACCUUGAAUCCCUGGCAAGGGUUGCAAUAAGCUGGUUAAAGUUUGCACCGGGGCCUAUGGCAGCAGCCCUGCCAGAACCUCCUCGUCCCUGAGGUCUCUCCCCUUGGUUCAUCUUCUGAUCCUGAUGCUGCUGAAGUCCUAGGUGGACAUCGACUUGGAUUCCCACCUCCAAGGUAGGGACUAUGGGAAACGGGAUGUGUUCCCGAAAACAGAAGCGGAUCCUGCAGUCUCUCUUGCUCCUCACCGUGGUGUUCAGCUUCAUCUAUGGGGUGAUGCUUUACUAUGAGUUGCAGAGCCAGCUGAGGAAGGCUGAAGCUGUGGCCCUCAAGUACCAACAGCAUCAAGAGUCCCUAUCCGCACAGUUGCAAGUGGUGUAUGAACAUCGAUCAAGACUAGAAAAAUCUUUACAGAAAGAAAGGCUUGAACAUAAGAAAGCAAAAGAAGACUUCCUUGUUUAUAAAUUAGAAGCACAAGAAACAUUAAAUAAAGGAAGGCAAGAUUCCAAUAGCAGAUAUAGUGCACUGAACGUACAACAUCAGAUGCUGAAGAGCCAGCAUGAAGAACUAAAGAAACAGCACUCAGAUCUGGAAGACGAGCACAAGAGACAGGGAGAUGAUUUCAACCGAGCAGUUGAUGACCACAAGCAGAAAUACGUGCAGUUACAGCAAGAAAAGGAGCAGGCGCUGUCCAAGUUAAAAGAAUCCAUGUACAAUCUGCAAGAAGAAAACAGACAGUUGAGGAGAUCCCACCAGGAUAUUCAUACUCAGCUGCAAGAUGUGAAGUUUCAGCAUAAGAAUUUAAUCUCCCAACACAACCAGCUUGUAAUGACACUGGAAGAACACAAGAGCGCACUAAAAGCUGCGCAGUCUCAGGUGGAAGAAUACAGGCAGUUGAAGGACACCUUAAAAAAGAUGCCCAGUUUCCAGAAACCUGAAAAAUUUGAGUCGCCACAUGGUUUGCCUGUGACACCUGUGCCUUCUCCUCUGAGUGAUUCCAAAACACAGGGCACAGAUGCCGCUAAAGAGCAGAAAGAGAUUAUGCAAAAUGGUGAGCAGCCACAAGGAGGAGAAGAAGCCAUUAAAGCAAACCCUGGGGAAGGAAGAGAACAAACAGCAGAACUUUUUCAUCCUGACAGAAAAGUGGUAGAAGGUCACGGGCCACGGGAAUUAAAUAUCCAGGAGAAGCAAGAAGCAGGAGAAGAUGAGGAACAACAUGCAGAGCAAGAUGAAGAAGAGCAGAAAAAAGAAUUGGAAGAAGAAGAAAUGGAGCAAGCUGGGCAACCAGAACACUUAACAGAUGAUCUUGAUCAAGUCCCAGAAGAGCAUGGAUGGAAGGACAAAAUACAGACUGAUGAGGAAACCAACAUGGUUGGAGAACACAGCCAUUCACAGGAGCCGCCCACAGCGAAGGUUGUAACUAGGUACAAAUCAGCUUACGAGCAGCAGCUGGAGCAACAGAAGCUGGCUGCCCAGAGAGAAGAAGAAGCCAGCCGCCUAAGAGACCAUCAGGAGGCUCUGCAUCACGAGAGGCUUCAGGAGCAGUUGCACCGGCAUCAGCAACUUCAAGAGAGAGAGCUGAUGCUGCGGAGACAAGCCGAACAGGACGAAGAACAAUUUAAGCAACAACUCAGCCAGCAAUCCCAUUAUGACAAUGUAGAUCAGGAUAUCGUGCAAGGCGGAGAAGGAGAUGCACAUGAAGAAGAUGAAAAUUAUGAGAGACAUAACCAGCAUCCAAGAAGAGUAGAAGAUGAUCAGAAUAAUGCACAUGAUCAACAGGACCCAGAGCUGGAGCACCAGUCAGAGAAUGAGCAAAAUGAAGAGCCAAAGACAGUCAUGGAUGAUAUCAACCCAGCUGAUGAUCCCAACAACCAGGGAGAAGAUGAAUUUGAAGAAGCAGAGCAAGAGAGGGAAGAGAAUCUCCCUGAAGAGAAUCAGGAGCUAAAACCAAAUAACCAGAAACAAGUGAAUUCUGAAAUGGAAGACCAUUUGGUGGUGGUGGGCAAUCCAGCUCAGCAGGAAGACAAUGUGGAUGAGCAGUACCAGGAAGAGGGAGAAGAAGAGGCCCAAGGAGAUCUACCUGAAGAGAAGAAAAGAGGGCUGGAACACAAUGGUGAAGAUCCAUAUGGUGAAAAUGAUGAAAAUGCUGAAGAAAAGAUAAGCGAAGGAGUUGAUCAGGAGGAAGACAUUCAGGAAGGGAAGCAACAGAAAGAAGGACAUGAUGAAAACUAUGAAGAAGAGGAAGAGGAAGAAGAGGAAGAAGGUGCUCCUGUUGCAGAUAAAAGCCGCAGACGAGGGGAAAUGUAAUUCUGGGAUUGUUUUCCUGACAUUACGCGGAAAAAAAAGGGACGAGGGCAAGAGCAAAACUGUGUAGAUUCUAGAGAAAAAAAAAGAUGAGCCUUUAAACAAAUGAAUAUAUUAUAUUUUUUUUAUUGGAUUUUUUUGUGCAUUUAUAUGAACACAGUAUUUUUAGGUUGCAUUCUUAAUAUAAGUUUUAUGGGACAAAAAUAGUAUAGGAAAAGUAUUCUUUUUUCUUUUUUUCUUAAUUUUUUAAUGAUUUUUUUUAAAAAAAAGAGUACCUGUUUUUGUUUGGCAUUGCCCAAAUAGUGAGAAGCCAAGGUAUUCUUUAAGCCAACGAUAAAACUAGUGCCUGAGCUUGAAGCUUGAGGAAGGGCUGACUGCUCCCAAAUCUCAAUUUGUUCACUUCUAUGAGCCUGCUGGUUGCUGACUUGCCCUGUGAUCAUUUUGGUUAGAAUCAGAGGUCGUAUUCAGCCGGUUUGUACGAACCAUUGGUGGAAAUUUGGCCAAGGUCACUGAACUGGUAGCGAUGGCUAGCUGGCCACGCUCCCAAACCAGUCGACCGGUCGCCGCUCACUCACCCCACCCGCCAUGAUCAUUGCUGCCAUGUUCUUCGCACACACGCAUCCCAUUGC